AUGAAUUUUGUGAAUAGAAGGUUUGUGAAGUUGCUCCGGGUGGCCGUGUUUGUCGUGUUCGGUUGUGUCCUGUUCAUUGCUGCUACUCAUUAUGUGUACGAUGGGGCCAAUUCAGUGAGCGGGUACGGGAAACAUCUACAAGAACAUCUCUCGGGGACAGCUACUGUUAGCGCCCCAUCAGCGAAAACAGCAGCAUCUGCAGUUGCAGGUGGAGCCGGUGGUGGUGUACCGGCUGCUGCUGGGGCUGCCGCUGCAGCUCUCGACAGUAUGAAAUUGAAGAAGUUCUACAGCCGCGUCUUCCAAAAUAUAAUAGAUUUCUCCCCCAGUGGUGCUACUAAGAAACAGUAUAAGCCGGAGUGUCGUCUAGAGGGAGACAUUGGUAGUAGGCCCGAUGAUUAUUCGAAUUUUGAUAGGCUGGGUUACGAUAACCUCGUCAACUGUUUGAACUUGUCUGGUGCGGACAUUUCAAACUUGAGACACUCGCACAAGAGCUUCGUGGAUAGCCUCGACGUGACACUACCAAGUAACUCGUAUAAAGGAAGUGGUAUUGUCACCGUCGGGGGUGGGAAGUUCUCACUCAUGGCGUUCCUGAUAGUACAGAAUAUAAGGAGAAUGGGUACCACACUACCAGUGGAGGUGUUCAUCCCGCCAAAUGAGGGACCAGAGACAGAGUUCUGUACUGAACUGCUCCCCAAGUACAACGCCAAAUGUAUCUUCAUUGACCGCAUCUUACCCGAUGAGAUGAUCCAGAAAUUCGACUUUAGAGGGUACCAAUUCAAAUCGUUGGCACUCGUCGCAUCAAGUUUUGAAAAUACUCUGCUAUUGGACGCAGACAAUUUCCCAGUGAAACCACUAAACAGCAUCUUCAACGAGGAACCCUUCAAAUCAAAGGGGCUCGUGCUGUGGCCGGACUUCUGGCGCAGGACCACACAACCUCUGUACUACGAUAUCGCCGGGGUACCAGUAAAUCUCAAAAACCGCGUUCGUAACUCAUUCGACGAUCUGACGCCGCCAGAGGUAUACACGGAAAACAUGAACGAUUUGUCUGGAGUGCCCUUCCAUGACUUGGAGGGGACCAUGCCCGAUGUAUCCACAGAGUCCGGUCAACUAAUGGUCAACAAAAAUAAACACUUGGGGACAAUCCUGCUCGCGUUGUACUAUAACGUCAAUGGACCAACCUGGUAUUACCCUAUAUUCUCACAGAAGGCCGCUGGAGAGGGGGAUAAAGAGACGUUCAUUGCAGCGGCCAAUUUCUACGGUCUGCCCUUCUAUCAAGUCAAAUCGAGUACAAGCGUCGAUGGGUACUUUGAAAACGGUGAGUUCCACGGCGUUGCCAUGUUACAAUACGACUGUGUUCAAGAUUACAAACUGUACCAGAUCGCCAAGGACGAUAUCGACGUGAAAUACGGCCUCUCUCGAGUCGGGAACUCCGCCUCCCAGAAGCGGAUCUCAUUUGAUAAGAGUUACUCGCUUGAAGAUUUCAAGAACAAGUACUUCAGGGAGGACAGUCAUAACGACGUCAUGUUCAUCCACUCGAACUUCCCCAAGUUUGAUCCGCUCUCACUGUGGAAGAACAGGCAGCUCGUGGACAAGGAUGGGAACCAUUUCAGGUCGUAUACCAACCUGCGGAAGUUCGGCGACUUCGACAUCGAGUUGGAAAACUUCAAGAUUUUCAAAAACUUCUUCUGCGGGGACCAGAAAGUAUCGUACUUUUCGUACCUCUACGAUGCACUGGAAAAAACACCCACGGGAUGGAACGACAUGUGCGAGUACAUAAACAAAAGACUCGUAUUCUUGGAAAAGACGCAUCUAGAAGCAGUAAACAAAAAGGACUGA
This is a messenger RNA of Huiozyma naganishii CBS 8797, 1836 nucleotides long. RefSeq names its product alpha-1,2-mannosyltransferase MNN2 (gene MNN2). Gene Ontology annotation, cellular component: Golgi apparatus. Lineage: Eukaryota; Fungi; Ascomycota; Saccharomycetes; Saccharomycetales; Saccharomycetaceae. The record is from RefSeq and is a predicted model, not a curated record. The transcript has a single exon. Gene Ontology annotation, molecular function: alpha-1,2-mannosyltransferase activity. The coding region runs from base 1 to 1836 and encodes 611 amino acids. Gene Ontology annotation, biological process: mannan biosynthetic process.